Messenger RNA from Aspergillus melleus, 489 nucleotides. RefSeq names its product putative stress response RCI peptide. The transcript is spliced from 2 exons. Bases 1 to 489 code for a protein of 162 amino acids. Gene Ontology annotation, molecular function: ubiquitin protein ligase binding. The record is from RefSeq and is a predicted model, not a curated record. Gene Ontology annotation, cellular component: fungal-type vacuole membrane; fungal-type vacuole lumen. NCBI's taxonomy places the organism in Eukaryota, Fungi, Ascomycota, Eurotiomycetes, Eurotiales, Aspergillaceae. Gene Ontology annotation, biological process: endosome transport via multivesicular body sorting pathway.
AUGUGUGGUUCAGAUAUCUUCCUGGGCAUCCUCGCCAUCUUCUUCCCCCCCGUUUCAGUAUGGAUCAAAGUAGGCAUCUGCACAGCUGACUCGAUCAUUAACCUCGCUCUUUGCUGCCUCGGCUACGUGCCGGGCCUGCUCCAUGCCUGGUACAUCAUCCUCAAACACCCCGAGCCGGAUUAUGACGACCCAAGCUACGAGCCCGUCCCCGGUGGUCCUGCUCGGGGCAGGGACGUGGAAAACGGUCGCGUGACAUACUACUACGUUUCGCACCAACCGGGCCAACAACCACCUCCCAGAGCCUACGGCACGCUGGGAUCGCAAAAUCAAGCCCAGACAGCCCAGGACGGCCGCCAGGCCGCUCCUAAGCCGCAGCACGGCCACGCCGCCGAGGGUGGAAGUAGCAGUCAGUCGCAUGAUGAUUCUCGGCCCCCACCGACAUAUGCGGAAGCAGUGAAGGGAGACAAUAAAGUACAGAGCGAUGAUUGA